CCCUACAACGAAUGUCAGAGUCUCUGUUUAUGGGACUGUGUGAUAAACUUGGGACCUCACAACUGGUAGCCAUGAGGAGACAUGUGAUGGACAUCAGGGAUAUGGUGAACAAUCAAGUGAGUGGUGAUAAGGGCAGUAUGAUAGUGAGUGGAAGUUACAAAGAAGGAUUCCGACUGAAAGGAUCAGAUAGGGACUUUAUGUUGUGGACAAAUAAUCACCGUGUGAUCUGGGACUUAUCUCAGUCUCAGUAUUACAACACACACAGAAAAACACUGAUCCUCUGUGACUCUUCUGAAAGUCCACCUGGAUUCACUUUGUUAUAUUUACUGUCACCAUGUGUACACACAGCAGUCCAGCGAGCUUGUGUUAGAGUGAAUAACAGGUAUUAUAUCUCUAGUUCAGAAUACAGAAAGUUUUGGUGUUCUUUUUCUGACUCCACCCCACAUGGACCCUGUGCCAGUGGAUUUCAUGGAACAUUUGAAUAUGAUUCUGCCUACUGCUUUGCCUCUGAAUUUUGGCCUCCUUCUGCCUUCACAUGGAUAGACAGAUGUCACUCAUGGCCCCAGCCUCAUGUUGUUGCUGACAUAGUAAAAAAUGGUUGUCACUUUGUAGCAAUGGGACAUAAGCUAGGACAUCAUGAAAACAAUGAAUGGAGAAUUUCUUUCUCUCAAGCAGAACAAAAACUUGUGUGUGCUAUGAAUCACUGUCAAUUCUUAACAUAUGGCUUGCUUAAAUUGUUCUUAACAGAAAUAAUUAACAAUGGACUAAGUAAUUAUGAUAAAUUACUGUGUUCCUAUCACAUGAAGACAGCAGUUUUCUGGGUAAUUCAACAGAAUACAUUACAACAGUGGUGUCCACAAACUCUCCUGGAAUGUUUCUGGGUCUGUUUUAAACUCAUCCUUAAGUGGGUGUAUGAGGGAGUCUGUCCUAACUUUUUCAUUCCCCAAAACAACAUGUUUCCGAGUAAAGUCCAUGGUGCAGCCCAACAUCAGCUAUUUAUAAGACUGUAUGGGUUUUAUAAGCAAGGUUUAGUAUUCCUGUUACACAGUCCCUCCAUUAGGUCUUGUAUUGUAAAUGUCCUUCACAACCCCAACCUCUCCAUCUGUACAGAUGAACAUACUCUGAUUUCUGAGGCUGAGUUUGAUAUGGAGCUAUUGUCGGAUAUAAACAAACAUGACACACUUUACACACCAAACCUAGAAACCUGUAUGAGAUAUCUACAUACAAUAGAACAGAUGAUGGUCUCACACCUCCUUACACAGUAUCAAGUUAUGACAUUACAGAGACUUACAGCUUCUGUCCUUCAGAACACUACUUUUAUGUUAUACAUGGAAACUUACACACAGGAAAACAAACUGAAGUAUAGAGCUGACAAAAUCUCCCAUCACAUGCUGAAAUUAGCAUCCAAGUUUGGUUGUAUUACUGACAUGCUGUACAUAGCCAUGUAUUAUUACAAGACACUUAGAUACAUGGAAGCUUUAUCUAUUAUAGAGAUGAUCAAGGUCAAGUUAGCACAACCAUACCUAAUGUAUGAGUAUAAUGUUAAUACAGUGAUGUAUACUGAGGCUGUAGAGGGACAGUCCUGGUCUACAAAGAUGAGACAGGCUGUAGCAAGGAAUAUCAGACUUUACAAUAGAAUCCAUUACAUCAAUGAAUUAAUACCUGAACAACAGUCUGCUCUACGGAAUAAGGAGUCUUUAUUACAUAUCCCACCAUUUGUAAUAUUAUACAUGCUACAGAUUUUUUGCUACAGACAUGCAGACACAAUGAGGGUACAAACAGCUCUAGAUGAUCUACAGACCCUUGUUCACAAUGAUCAGGGACAGCUUAUACCUCUAUAUCUCAGAGACAUAUCAUGGCAGAUUCUGGGGAUCUGUCAACAGGUGACAGGGAACCUCCAGGCUGCUCUAUACUCAUACCAACAAUCUCUCAGACAAAAACCAGUCCAUAAAAUACACACAGCUACAGAAAUGAGAAUACAGGGAACUUGUCACUAAGAUAACUAAAUUUGUAAAAUAUAGAAACCAAUCAGCCAAUCCGAUAAAGUUUAUAGUAAGAAUAUGUCUUCUCAUUCCACAAUAUCUUAUGAAAGACCAUUUCAUUGAUUCCAAAAUCUCAUUUUAUUUAGGAAUAGAGAAGUUAUUCCAACUUAUGAUAUGAUUAAAAAAUUUACCUCUCUCUGAUUGGCUGAGAUCCAACAAUGUUAGAAAAAUACUACAUUGUAUCAUAUACAGGUAAACUUUGGUAUACUGACAUCGGAUAUGUCGACAACCUGGGAUAUGUUGACGUACAUCCCUGGUCCCGGUGUUAUU
This is a messenger RNA of Saccostrea cuccullata (small rock oyster), 2312 nucleotides long. RefSeq lists its product as uncharacterized. The transcript has a single exon. Bases 12 to 1997 code for a protein of 661 amino acids. The record is from RefSeq and is a predicted model, not a curated record. Lineage: Eukaryota; Metazoa; Mollusca; Bivalvia; Ostreida; Ostreidae.